AUGGACGGCUAUCGGCCGAAGGAUUCGACUAAACAGCACGAUCUCAGCGAGCUACUCGGUUUGCACAAGUGCGGCGAGUGCAAGAAAGUAUACAGGUCGCGGAUGGCGCUUAACCGGCACGUGCGAGAGGAGUGCGGCAGAAUCUUAUACACUUGUCCGUACUGCCACAACGUGAUGCCGAUGAAGUUCAAUCUGUUAAAUCAUCUGAAGAAGGAGCACGGCAGUCUUCAUCGAAAUCAAGCGAUCUCUCAGUACAUGUGCAGCAUCUGUGGAAACAUGUACGUGUAUCACAGCUCGUUGCAAAGACACGUGAGGGAGGAAUGCGGAAAACCACCGAAGUAUCAAUGCCUGUACUGCCCAAAGAAAUCCAAGUUGCGAUACACCUGCAACACUUGUCUGGCCUGCUCGAAGACGUACAAAUGGAAGAAAUCGCUACAUCGACAUAUACGCGAGAGCCCGGAGUGCUGGCCGGUUCUCCUCAUUUCUGGCAACGGCGAAUUUAUUCGGCAGAUUCAAUACAAGAUGAUGUACAAUACCAACAAAUGCAGAUCUCCUCUCCUCGUCCUAAAUCAACGAUCCAGGACUAAAGCCGUUUCACCGAAAAUUCAAGUAGCUGAGUACAUAUUCUACACGAUCGUCGCUCGUCGUUCCGAGGCCGUCGUUGUCGUCUUCAAAAAGCCUUUUCCCUGCAUGUACUGCGAGCGCAGCUACAAGAACAAGAGCUCGCUGAAUCGCCACUUGCAGUACGAGUGCGGCAAGGAGAAACAGUUUAUUUGUCCGAUUUGCCGAAGAAGAUUGAUCCAGAAGAGCAGUCUGCACAAACACUUGCUCGCCGUUCACGGGAUUUGA
Molecule: messenger RNA, 849 nt
Organism: Linepithema humile (Argentine ant)
Lineage: Eukaryota; Metazoa; Arthropoda; Insecta; Hymenoptera; Formicidae
Source: RefSeq, a predicted model, not a curated record